This is a messenger RNA of Salvelinus sp. IW2-2015, 1150 nucleotides long. Its product is annotated as thyrotroph embryonic factor-like. The record is from RefSeq and is a predicted model, not a curated record. Gene Ontology annotation, cellular component: nucleus. Gene Ontology annotation, molecular function: RNA polymerase II cis-regulatory region sequence-specific DNA binding; DNA-binding transcription factor activity, RNA polymerase II-specific. Gene Ontology annotation, biological process: regulation of transcription by RNA polymerase II. NCBI's taxonomy places the organism in Eukaryota, Metazoa, Chordata, Actinopteri, Salmoniformes, Salmonidae.
CAAACCUUGUGGUCAUAAAAACGASGUUUACAAUUUCGUAAAAAUUUCAAUCUCGUUUUACAUGUGGCUAUUUUUUCUGCUGUUGAAUUUGGAAGCGUUGAUAAAUCUUGUCAAUUUCAUAUCUGCUCCAGUUUUUAAUUGAUAGUCAGACCAGGAGAUCUUUAAAAACUUUUAGAAAAGAUGUCUUCAGAGAUUCCGGAGAUUUUCAAAGCUCUGCUAGAGGACCCCUUCACUGUUCCUACAUUUGAUUAUAACGACAAUGACAAGGAUAAGCUUUUUACGGGGGACAAUGUGGACCUUGGAGGAGGGAGCGGGAUGGGUCCGUCGGCCGCCCUGACCCCCGCCAUCUGGGACAAGACCAUCCCGUACAACAGGGAGACCUUCCACCUGGAGUACAUGGACCUGGAGGAGUUCCUCAUCGAGAACGGCAUCCCCACCUCGUCCCUGGACAAUGCUCUCAACAUGAAAAUUGCAGAGAAGAAGACAAAGAAGCCAACCAGCACCGCGACAGCCCCAGACGCCCCAAUCUCCCUGCUGCCGGUCCUGGAACUAGACCAGUGUGAAGAGGAGGUGGUCACCAUCACCCUCAACAGUGCUGAUAUCACAGGCAACACCGAGGUGGUGACAGACAAGGACAGGCUGACCCCUGAAACCAUCGACCCGGAGGAGAUUGAGGUGAACGUGAACUUUGAUCCGGACCCUACAGACCUGGUCCUGUCCAGCGUUCCUGGAGGAGAGCUGUUCAACCCACGCAAACACAAGUUCUCAGAGGAGGAACUCAAACCACAGCCCAUGAUCAAGAAGGCCAAGAAGGUGUAUGUACCUGAGGAUUCUAAGGAUGAGAAGUACUGGCAGAGGAGGAAGAAGAACAACGUGGCGGCGAAGCGUUCCCGGGACGCGCGCCGACUCAAGGAGAACCAGAUCACGGUGCGGGCGGCGUUCCUGGAGCGUGAGAACACGGCACUACGACAGGAAGUGGGCGAGCUACGGAAUGACUUUGCCCGCAGCAAGAAUGUUGUGGCCCGCUACGUGGCCAAAUUCGGAGAGCUUGCAUUGCUGGAAGACCAGUAGACUAUUGUUGAUUUACAGUGGGGCAAAAAAGUAUUUAGUCAGCCACCAAUUGUGCAAGUUCUCCCACUUAAAAAGAUGA